AUGCACAUCCCAAACAACAGCAUGAAAUCAAGGAUUUAUUCAAAGGAAAAGCUUGGUGCAGGUAAUGUUGCCUUUGAGAAAGUUUGCUUCUCGUAUCCUACAAGGGAUGGACCUGUUUUGAAUGAAUUUUCGUGGGAAGCUCGUGCUGGAGAGUCGGUAGCUCUAGUUGGGCCUAGUGGAUGUGGAAAAAGUACAUCGAUUGCUCUGCUUACGCGUCUGUAUGAGGCUAAUGAGGGUAAAAUCACUAUCGAUGAUGUAGACAUUCGUGAAAUUGAGGUGUCAGCCUUGAGAAAGAGUAUAGGAAUUGUGCAGCAAGAACCACAACUCUUCAGGGGUACUGUACGUGAGAACAUUUCGUUGAAUAGAGAAGGCAUAGAUGAGGAAAAGAUUAGAAAAGCUGCUGACAUAGCAAACGCUACUGGAUUCAUCGAGGAACUACAAAAUGGUUUUGACACACUUCUUGGUUGCGGCGGAAUUACCCUAUCGGGAGGACAGAAGCAACGUAUAGCAAUAGCUCGAGCUAUUGUUACCAAUCCAUGUCUUCUACUACUAGACGAAGCAACCAGUGCCUUGGAUGUGAAUAGUGAGAAGGUUGUUCAGGUAAAUCUUGCAGAAGAAAGGGAUUGA
Strongylus vulgaris is the source of this 627-nucleotide messenger RNA. The record is from the annotation of a GenBank genome assembly. NCBI's taxonomy places the organism in Eukaryota, Metazoa, Nematoda, Chromadorea, Rhabditida, Strongylidae.